This is a messenger RNA of Poecile atricapillus (Black-capped chickadee), 951 nucleotides long. Its product is annotated as retinal homeobox protein Rx2. The transcript is spliced from 3 exons. NCBI's taxonomy places the organism in Eukaryota, Metazoa, Chordata, Aves, Passeriformes, Paridae. Gene Ontology annotation, biological process: positive regulation of transcription by RNA polymerase II. Gene Ontology annotation, molecular function: DNA-binding transcription factor activity, RNA polymerase II-specific; RNA polymerase II cis-regulatory region sequence-specific DNA binding. The record is from RefSeq and is a predicted model, not a curated record. The coding region runs from base 1 to 951 and encodes 316 amino acids.
AUGCACCCGCCCGGCGCCCCGCUCGCUAUGGCCGACGGCGCCUUCUCGCUGGCCGCCCCGGCGGCGCGGAGCCCCGGGGGAAACCCCUCGAGGCUGCACAGCAUCGAGGCUAUCCUGGGGUUCACCAAGGAAGACGGGCUGCUGGGCGCCUUCCCGCCCGACGGCAGCGCCAAGGAGGCGGACCGGCGGGGUCCCCGGCAUUGCCUGCCCAAGAUGCCCGGAGAGCCGCCGCCAGCCGAACCCCAGGGCCGCGCCGAGCGCUUCCAAGAGCCGUACUGUCCCGGCAGCACCAGCCCCGAGCUGCCCGCUGGCAGCAGCGGGGAGAGGAAGCCGUCAGAAGAGGAACAGCCCAAGAAGAAACACCGGCGAAACCGCACCACCUUCACCACGUACCAGCUUCACGAGUUGGAGCGUGCCUUUGAGAAGUCCCACUACCCCGAUGUGUACAGCCGCGAGGAGCUGGCCAUGAAGGUCAAUCUGCCUGAAGUCCGUGUCCAGGUUUGGUUUCAGAACAGAAGAGCUAAGUGGAGGCGGCAGGAGAAACUAGAGGUGACCUCCAUGAAGCUGCAGGACUCGCCCAUCCUCUCAUUCAACCGCUCACCUCAGGCAACACCCAUGGGUCCUCUGAGCAGCAGCCUGCCCCUGGAGACGUGGCUCAGCCCACCGGUGCCCAGCAGCACAGCCCUGCAGAGCCUGCCUGGCUUCGUGGCCUCGCCGCAGAGCCUGCCUGGCAGCUACACACCACCACCCUUCCUGAACUCUCCAGCAGUGACCCACACGCUGCAGCCCCUGGGGGCCAUGGGGCCACCGCCGCCUUAUCAGUGUGGGGCCACCUUUGUGGACAAGUUCCCUUUGGAUGAGGCAGACCCACGCAACACCAGCAUUGCCGCCCUGCGGCUGAAGGCCAAGGAGCACAUCCAGUCCAUUGGCAAACCCUGGCAGACAAUCUGA